GUUAGUUGUCUCACUCUCUUUCUCUCUCCUAUUGAUUGGAAUCUUUACAAUAAGCUCUACGCUCUCUUUUACUUCAUUUCGUUUAGUGAAAUUCUGAGAUUCUUGAGGCCAUCUCUUUGCAUCAACCUUAAUGAAUUGUUGCAAUUUGACAUUGUUGGCGCUAAAAAAAGAAAAAAAGAGAAGUGAUAGAAUAGAGUAUGAGGCCAGCAGCAGUUAUUGUUUUCCUUCUGUUGCCAGUGGGGCUUUUCUUGACAAUGACAUCACACGACAUGGUAAAUGGCCCUCGAAAACAGAUUGAUCCCGUAAUUCGUAUUCCCCAUGUAACGAAGAGUAAUUACGAGAAAACUUAUCACAUUGCCAUGACUGCCUCAGACACACCUUACAGUAAAUGGCAGAGCCGUAUUAUGUAUUAUUGGUUUAAGAAGAAGAAACAACUUCCCAUGGGUAAUUUUACAAGAAUUCUUCAUUCGGGAGAGCCCGACAAUCUCAUGGACGAGAUACCAACAUUCGUAGUUGAUCCUCUUCCUCCAGGUUAUGAUAUGGGUUAUGUUGUCUUAAACAGGCCUUGGGCCUUCAUUCAGUGGCUGAAGUUGUCCAAAAUUGAAGAAGAAUAUAUAUUGAUGGCCGAACCCGACCACAUAUUUCUAAAGCCGCUGCCUAAUUUGGCGUAUGAAGACUAUCCUGCCGGAUACCCGUUUUUCUACAUCAAGCCUGACCAGCAUGCAAAUCUCAUUCGCAAGUUCUAUCCGGAGGAGAUGGGCCCACUAACAAACAUUGAUCCUAUUGGAAAUUCUCCAGUUAUAAUUAAAAAGGAUUUGCUCAACAUAAUCGCACCUACGUGGAUGAACGUCUCCAUAAAAAUGAAAAGUGAUCCGGAGACGGACAAAGCUUUUGGAUGGUUCUUAACGUCUCAUGUUUUCUNGUAUGCAUAUGCUGUUGCCUCUGCUCUGCAUGGUGUGCAGCAUAUUUUGAGGAAAGAAUUCCAGUUGCAGCCCCCGUGGGAUUUGGAAACUGCGAAUAUCUACAUUCUUCACUACACUUAUGCUCUUGAUUACAAUUCCAAGGGGGAGCAAACUUCCGGUAAACCUGGAGUUUGGGGUUUUAAUAAGCGUUUGUAUCUUGAUGGGCCUCCACCUCGAAAUCUGUCUCUGCCGCCUUCAGGUGCUCCCGAAAGUGUGGUGACUUUUGUAAAAAUGAUGAAUGAAGCUACUGCUAACCUUCCAAACUGGGAUGCUACAAAGCAACUUGACAACCAAAAAGAAAUAUAGAAAACAAAUAAAUAGGGAAAGCAGAAACUUUUUGUAUGAACUGAUGGUCUUUAUGAACUUUUGGUUCAUUCAUUUGCAACUUUUAUUGUUGAGUUGCCAUGGAAUUUGAUAUAGGUCGAUUACAGGUAAAUUGUGAGGCGCGAAUAUUCAUUUGCAACUUUUAUUGUUGAGUUGCCAUGGAAUUUGAUAUAGGUUGAUUACAGGUAAAUUGUGAGGCACGAAU
Molecule: messenger RNA, 1491 nt
Organism: Striga asiatica
Lineage: Eukaryota; Viridiplantae; Streptophyta; Magnoliopsida; Lamiales; Orobanchaceae
Source: the annotation of a GenBank genome assembly